This is a messenger RNA of Macrosiphum euphorbiae (potato aphid), 534 nucleotides long. The record is from the annotation of a GenBank genome assembly. NCBI's taxonomy places the organism in Eukaryota, Metazoa, Arthropoda, Insecta, Hemiptera, Aphididae.
AUGGUUGUAACCAACGACCACGAGUUGCCGACUUACGAAGAACUGACGGUGGAAGAAGUGCCCAUCAGCUCGCCAGGUCUCCGUGCCGCUGCUCAUCAUAUUGGAAAAUAUUGCUUGGAUGUAAACGAUGAGUUUAUGAUGUGCAAGCAAGAAACUAAAGAUCCACGUAAAUGCCUGAACGAGGGCAAGGCGGUCACUAGCUGUGCGCUUGAAUUCUUUAGGAAGCUGAAAGGCAAUUGCUUUGAUGAGUUUCAAAUUUAUAGCAACUGUAUCGACAAAUCCAGUAGUCGCAUGGAUUUUGAACCAUGUCGCAAGACACAAGCGGUGUACGACAAAUGCGUGUUUGAAAAAAUGGGCAUUGAGAGACCUGAGCACGGGUUCUUUUGUAAAGCUCGCGUCUACACUGGAAAUCGUCCUAAGCCUCCAGUUAAGGAACCACAAGUGUUUGGUGAUCUGCCAGUUGGUCUCAAAGACUUUAAAGAAGAAGAACGGCCACCCGCAAAAUACGGACAACGUAAUUGGUUUAUCAAGUAA